AUGUCGAAACUAGCACUAUGCAGAUACGGGUCUGAUUCCACCACUCUAAGAAUCAGACCUAGACUCGGGAACCAAAAAUGGAACCAAGGUCCAAGUACCCAAGGUGGAACCAACGAGUACCUGAGAACCCGAGAUGUUGAAGACAUUGAUGUCACUAAGCUAAUUCAGACGGAGUCAGCCUUUGGUGGCUCACCUCGACUCGCCGGGUUCGUUCUCGAUAUGUUCUGUGCGGACAUGAUUGAAGUUGCGAAUGAUUUUGGAGUUCCUAGCUACAUUUUCUACACCUCCAGUGCAGCUUUUCUUAGUAUGCAGUUACACUUGCAAGUUCUUUGUGAUGAGCAAAACCAGCCCAUCACUGAGUCGAAAGACUCGGUCACUGAGUUGAUUGUCCCGAGUCUCGUUAAGCCGUUUCCUGUUAGGAAUUUGCCUAUCGUGUUCACAGAGAAAGUGUGGACUACUGUUAUGUUUCAACAAGCGAGGUUUAGAGAAGCAAAGGGCAUUAUUGUAAAUACUUUCAAGGAGUUGGAAUCCUAUGUGGUCGAGUCUUUCUCUGAUGGUAAGUUGAACAACACCCCACCUGUGUAUACACCGGGACCCAUUUUGAAUUUAGAGGGUGAUGAGAUUGAUCGAGGAUCAGGUGGAUCUAUCUCAAUAACAGAGAUCAAGGAGUGGCUUGAUGAUCAACCGCCAUCAUCGAUUGUGUUUCUUUGCCCCGGGAGCAUGGGAAGCUUCAGUGAGGACCAGGUGAAAGAAAUCGCUUGUGCGCUUGAACAUUGCGGCCAUCUGACGGACGUGCUACCUGAAGGUUUCAUUGAUCGGACGACUAAGAUUGGAAAAGUAAUCGAAUGAGCAAUUUGGAUGUUCACAAGAAUUGAUUCAUUCAAAAAUUUGUAAUUUCAUUUUCCCUUUUUAUGAGAAUCAGCUAUAAUUGUGAGAAUAACAAAUGUUACAUGGAUUGC
Molecule: messenger RNA, 959 nt
Organism: Pistacia vera
Lineage: Eukaryota; Viridiplantae; Streptophyta; Magnoliopsida; Sapindales; Anacardiaceae
Product: UDP-glycosyltransferase 71B7-like
Source: RefSeq, a predicted model, not a curated record